This is a messenger RNA of Rattus rattus (black rat), 1201 nucleotides long. It is a transcript of the gene Pnck, whose product is annotated as pregnancy up-regulated nonubiquitous CaM kinase. NCBI's taxonomy places the organism in Eukaryota, Metazoa, Chordata, Mammalia, Rodentia, Muridae. Gene Ontology annotation, biological process: peptidyl-serine phosphorylation. Gene Ontology annotation, molecular function: calcium/calmodulin-dependent protein kinase activity; calmodulin binding; ATP binding. The record is from RefSeq and is a predicted model, not a curated record. Gene Ontology annotation, cellular component: intracellular anatomical structure.
ACAGCUACUGCGCUAGGAGACAUUGCGGCGGCGGUGGCGGCGUUGGCAGCAGCUGCAGGGGUGCCUUCUCUGAGGUGAUGCUGGCCCAGGAAAGGGGCUCUGCUCAUCUUGUGGCCCUCAAGUGCAUUCCCAAGAAAGCACUUCGGGGCAAGGAGGCCCUGGUGGAGAAUGAGAUCGCAGUACUCCGCAGGAUUAGCCACCCCAACAUUGUGGCUCUGGAGGACGUCCACGAGAGCCCUUCCCAUCUCUACUUGGCCAUGGAGCUGGUAACAGGUGGUGAACUGUUUGACCGAAUCAUGGAGCGGGGCUCCUACACAGAGAAGGAUGCGAGCCACCUUGUAGGGCAGGUCCUUGGUGCUGUCUCCUACCUUCAUAGCCUGGGCAUCGUGCACCGGGACCUCAAGCCUGAAAACCUCCUCUAUGCCACACCUUUUGAGGACUCCAAGAUCAUGGUCUCUGACUUUGGCCUGUCCAAAAUUCAAGCUGGCAACAUGCUAGGCACAGCCUGUGGGACCCCAGGAUAUGUGGCCCCAGAGCUCCUGGAGCAGAAACCCUAUGGGAAGGCCGUAGAUGUGUGGGCCCUGGGUGUCAUCUCCUACAUCCUGCUGUGUGGGUACCCCCCCUUCUAUGAUGAGAGCGAUCCUGAACUCUUCAGCCAGAUUCUGAGGGCCAGCUACGAGUUUGACUCCCCCUUUUGGGAUGACAUCUCAGAAUCAGCCAAAGACUUCAUUCGGCACCUUCUGGAACGUGAUCCCCAGAAGAGGUUCACACAACAGGCCUUACAGCAUCUCUGGAUCUCUGGGGAUGCAGCCUUGGACAGGGACAUCCUAGGUUCUGUCAGUGAGCAGAUCCAGAAGAAUUUUGCCAGGACCCACUGGAAGCGUGCAUUCAAUGCCACAUCAUUCCUACGUCACAUCCGUAAGCUGGGACAGAGCCCAGAGGGUGAGGAGGCCUCCAGGCAGGGUAUGACCCGUCACAGCCACCCAGGCCUUGGGACUAGCCAGUCUCCCAAGUGGUGACAACCAGGUGGAUGCCAAGGGAAGGCCAAGUGGACUGACUCCUAGCUUUUCUUUCCUCCAGCCCUUUUGAUCUCCUUCCCUGAUCCUUGUCCCCAGGACUGGCCUCUGUUGGAAAAUCCAAGACCGUGGGUGUGAUGCAUGGCACUGGGGUAUGGGGCUUCCCCAGUAUGUCCCCAGCCUCU